AUGCCCCCAAAUCGUUUGAAAGCCGCAAAAUGUCCAACAGAUGAGCUUUCAUUAACUAACUGUGCUGUGGUCUCGGAUAAGGAUUUUGACGUCACCAAAAUUAGGCAUCUUGAGGUCAUAACGGGACCCAACCACCACUAUGUUUUCACGUUGAAAUCCCACCCAUCUGUUUCUCCUGAAACUAUUGGAUUCAGUGCUCCUCAGAGGAAAUGGGCUGUCCUAUCUCUCGGACAGAUUGUUGAUGUACGUCCCUAUUUUUUUGACCCCAACAAAGAUUUCAUCAGUAGUAUGGUGCUGGAGGUGGAUUUCAUAGCCAAGAAAAAUACAACCACGGAGCCAUACGACACGGACAAGAUGGCGGCCGAGUUCGUCAUGCAGUUUCCCCAGCAGGCGUUUACUGUCGGCCAGGAAUUAGUGUUCAGUUUCAUGGAUAAAAAAUUGUUGAUAGCUAGAGUGAAAGAGAUGGAAGCGCUGGAUGUCAGGUCUGGCGGAAAGACAUCAAAAGUUCGUAUUGGAGUGACUAUGCCAAACACAAUACUAUGCUUCGAUAAGGCCGAUAAUUCACCCGUCAAUCUUAUUGGAAAGUGCAAAGGAAAGCAGACCUACCAAUCUAUAAUUAGCCCUGACUGGAAUUUCGACAAAAUGGGAAUAGGCGGUCUGGAUAAGGAGUUCUCCACUAUUUUUAGACGGGCUUUCGCGUCGCGUGUCUUUCCACCGGAAGUCAUCGAGCAGAUCGGAUUGAAGCACUGCAGGGGCGUUCUUCUGCACGGUCCACCUGGAACCGGAAAGACCCUCAUGGCUAGACAGAUUGGGAAAAUGCUGAAUGCUAGAGAACCAAAGAUCAUAAAUGGACCGCAGAUCCUCGAUAAGUAUGUUGGCGAGUCGGAAGCCAAUAUUAGGAAGUUGUUCGCCGAGGCCGAGGAGGAAGAAAAAAGGAUGGGCAUAAACAGCGGCCUGCACAUAAUAAUCUUUGACGAGAUAGACGCCAUUUGCAAAGCUAGAGGCUCUGUGGCUGGGAGUACGGCAGUCCAUGAUACGGUCGUCAACCAACUGCUGUCCAAGAUAGAUGGCGUCGAUCAGUUGAAUAACAUUCUCGUGAUUGGUAUGACGAAUAGAAAGGAUAUGAUUGACGAUGCCCUGUUGAGACCCGGCAGGCUUGAGGUACAGAUGGAGAUAGGCCUACCUGACGAGAAUGGCCGCCUGCAGAUCUUAAACAUCCACACGAAGAAAUUGAAAGACAACAACAAAUUGUCCGCCGAUGUUUCACUCCAGGAACUGGCUUCAGUGACCAAAAAUUUUAGCGGAGCCGAACUGGAGGGUCUUGUUAGAGCCGCAACUUCUACUGCUAUGAACGGGCUGAUUAAGGUGACCUCUGACGUGGAAAUUGAUCCGGAGGCCACGGACAAGUUGAAGAUCACCAUGGCCGAUUUCAGAAAUGCUCUCGCUAAUGAUAUUAAACCUGCAUUUGGUGUAAGUGAAGAUGAGAUCGGCACGUACAUGAACCGCGGCAUAAUUAACUGGGGUGACCCAGUUAACAGGGUCCUUCAGGACGGUGACCUACUUGUCAAUCAGGUCAGGACCAGUGAACUGACCCAAAUAUUAACUGUUCUGCUGGAGGGUCCGCCGGGCUGUGGUAAAACCGCCCUAGCUGCCCAGAUAGCUCUGAAAUCGGAUUUCCCAUUUCUAAAAAUAAUCUCUCCUGAGAAUAUGAUCGGUCAUCUUGAAUCAGCUAGGGUGCAAGCCAUCAAGAAGGUCUUCGACGAUGCCUACAAAUCGCCAUUGAGUUGCAUCAUAUUGGACGAUAUAGAGGGCCUCCUGGACUAUGUGGCAAUCGGGCCGAGAUUUUCCAACUUAGUGUUUCAGGCCCUUCGAGUCCUGCUAAGGAAGUUACCGCCACCUGGAAGGAGGUUGUUGGUGAUCUGCACGACUGGCUGUAAGGACUUGCUGCAAGAGAUGCAACUUCUUAGCGUCUUUAGAAAGGUCUUGCACGUUUCCAACCUAUCAACGUCCAAUCAUCUGGUCACGUGUCUCGAGGAGCUGAACCUCUUCACGGCCAAGGAACUAGACGUCAUCAGCAGAAUGACCGACAGUAAGAAGGUUUGGAUUGGGAUCAAGACGCUGCUUGAUUUUGCUGAAAUGAUUAGAAAGGUUGAGGAUGAGUAUCGCAUCACAAAGUUCAUUUCAAUUCUCGAAGAUGAAGGUUCUUUACAGAUGUGA
Messenger RNA from Helobdella robusta, 2217 nucleotides. RefSeq lists its product as hypothetical. The record is from RefSeq and is a predicted model, not a curated record. Lineage: Eukaryota; Metazoa; Annelida; Clitellata; Rhynchobdellida; Glossiphoniidae. Bases 1 to 2217 code for a protein of 738 amino acids. The transcript is spliced from 21 exons. Gene Ontology annotation, biological process: Golgi to plasma membrane protein transport; SNARE complex disassembly; intra-Golgi vesicle-mediated transport. Gene Ontology annotation, cellular component: Golgi stack. Gene Ontology annotation, molecular function: ATP binding; ATP hydrolysis activity.